This is a messenger RNA of Caenorhabditis sp. 36 PRJEB53466, 1433 nucleotides long. NCBI's taxonomy places the organism in Eukaryota, Metazoa, Nematoda, Chromadorea, Rhabditida, Rhabditidae. The record is from the annotation of a GenBank genome assembly.
AUGGUAACGCAUAUUUCGUACACGCGCGAAGCAUAUUCCCGUUUCUGUGCGCUGUGGUGUCCAUAAUGGAUGCUAUAUGCAUGUACCUCCACGGUUUCUCCACGGUGUUCGCAUAAUGCAUGCCUCGCGUUUUACCUGUGGAGCUAUCCUGCUCUUGCAAGAUCCUCAUUGUCCUCAUCCUCAUGACCUCAUGAGGACUUUUCGAUUUUGAACCAUAUCAAGGUGAGAAGAAGCAGACUUGCCAAAUCCCGGGCCAGGCCGGCCCGGCCCGGUUUUGGCCCGGCCCGGAAGUUAGACCUCAAAAAAAAUAUGAAGGAAGAGGAAAACGCGUGCGGCAAAAUUGCUAAAAUGGCGUGUCAGAGUUGCAAUCAAUCGCUCCGCCCACUCUUGAGAAAAUUUUCGUAAUUUUUGUGAAAAUUUUGCGACUCGUUUCGAAGUUCUAGUUCGCUUUGAAUUUUUAGGUGCAUCCUCCCGGGCCGACCGGGCCGGAAAAUUUCCAAUUUUGGCCCGGCCCGGCCCGUUGCAAGUCUGAGAAGAAGGAAGGGAGAUCAGUAAGGCAUGAGUCGCUCGCGUUCUCUUCGCUCUCUCACACCCCUCACUGCCUAUAUGUUAUCCGACGCUGAGGGUUCGACUCCCAUGUGCGCCCUACCUUUUUGCCAUUUUUGUUUUACUGAUUACUUUUGGUUUUCACAAUCACACAAAGUCAAGAAGGGAAAAAUAAGACACAUCACACGAGUUUUGAAGUUUUGUUUAUUAUUAAAUGACUACUUUUAGUCUCCGAAAAGACUUGAAGCCAUUAACAAAUCUAGAUAAAAAGAACCCGUAAAUGAUUUGUGAGAAAAAAAUUGGAAAAAUUUAAUCCUUUUCUGCGUGACGUUCCCGUUACCUUGCUUCUUAUCUGCUCGGCCUCUGCCCCACUGACCCUGACCUCGCCACGUGGCACUACUCUGCUGUGUUCUCGAAUCGUCCUUUUGUCGAACAUUCCUCGAGGAUUCAAACAUCAGAAGCAAUCAAAGUUCACCGCGAACUCAAAAAGAUCUGGCAAACGCAGAGCGAAGCAUCGGAAUGAGUGAGUUUCGGAGACACUCCCCCCAGUCAGUUUGACACUCGUUCUCUUCAGAUCCAUUCGCGAUUUUUCUUCUUCUGACCGCUCUCGCUGCGAACUCGCAUCAACCACACUGACCCGAUUGAACCGUCUCCGAUGUUCCUCGUCUGAUCCGAGCUCCGAAUGGUUAGUGGACCGAGUGGAUCACUCAUCCAACAGAUCCGUUUGCAGCCGAUCCGUUGAAGACGACCAUCGACAAGAUGAAGACGAUCGCCAGGAUCGGUUGGAUGAUUGCGGCACUGAUUGGAAAAGUACGUAUAAAAGGCUGAGUACCAUGGACUACAGUGAAAGUGAUGCGGGCCUACUCCUCAAAUAUAUGCUACAUUAA